AUGAGUGGCUACCGAAAAAAACUUAGUGGUGUAGAAUAUCGUAAAAGAAAAGCAGAAGAAUCUACAAAAAUAGACAGUUUACUAAAAAAAAUUCCAAAAAUAUCUAAUUUUAUUACUAGCUCAACUAAUUCUUCUAAUAAUGACCAACAACCGUCAUGUUCAUCUGUCCCAGAAUUGGAAGAAACUUCAGCACAAGAUAACGAAGAAGUACUGUCUAACACUUCUCCAUCACAAGAUACGAACAGGACGCCAUCAAAUUUCUCUUCAUCACAACAUACAGAAGAACUCCAUUCAACAACUGAUAUUAUACGAUUUAAUAGUGAUCCUUUUUUAUGGAAUUUGAAUGAAGAAACACGGGAUUUUAUAACUAUGAACGGUAUACCACGAAAUGAUAAUACGGAUUUUAAAAAUUCUAAAAAUGUUUAUAAUGAUAAAACAAGGUAUUGUUCCAAAAGUUUAUUUCAACGUACAUUGAAAAAUGGAGAGAUUCAACGCCGUGAGUGGUUAAUUUAUUCAGAAACUAAGGGUUCUGUAUUUUGUGUUCCAUGCUUAUUAUUCGGUAGAAGUGUUGAAACGAAUGCUUUUACUGGUGAAGGAUUUCGUGAUUGGAAAAACUUAAAAGCCCGCCUCGAAGGUCAUGAAAAUUCUGAUUUUCACAAGACUAACGUUAGUUAUUUUAAAGCUCGAGCAGUAAUUCACGGGCGUGUUGAUCAACGUCUAAUAAAACAGCUGGAUGAGGAAAUUACAUACUGGAAAAUAAUCUUAUACCGAGUCAUUGCAAUUAUUAAAUCACUAGCAAUAAGAGGAUUGCCAUUUCGAGGAAAUUCAGAACGAAUUGGAGAUCCCCAUAAUGGAAAUUUUUUAGGAACAGUAGAGCUUCUUGCUGAAUUUGAUCCAUUUUUGUCUGAAUAUCUAAAAUUGUACGCGCACCCUGGUAGCGGAAACACAUCGUACUUAUCGAAAACAAUCUAUGAAGAAAUCAUAUUAUUGAUGCAGAAUAAAGUAUUACAACAAAUUUCUAGUGAGGUGCAAUCUGCUAAGUAUUUUGGUAUAAUUGUAGAUUCUACGCCUGAUAUUGCACAUGUCGAUCAGCUUACUAUAAUUAUUAGAUAUGUACGUGAUAACGGUGAAAUUGUUGAAAGGUUUCUAGAAUUUAUACCAAAUAUCGGCCAUAAAGCUAAAGAUAUUGAGAAUGCUUUGUUAAAAUCUCUAGAAAAUAAUGGUUUGGACAUAGUGAACUGUCGUGGUCAAUCUUAUGAUAAUGCAAGCAAUAUUUCAGGUAUUUUUUUAGGCCUUCAGACACGAAUCAAAACAAUUAAUCCUCUAGCAGAUUACGUUCCUUGUGCUGCUCAUUAUUUAAAUUUAGUAGGAUCAUAUGCGGUUGAAUCCGUCACAGAAGCAGUCGAUUUUUUUUCUACUUUGCAAGAACUAUAUAAUUUCUUCACUAUAUCCACCCACCGUUGGGAAAUUUUGGUGCAGCGUACAAAUUUAAGAAUUAAGAGUCUUCCUCAAACUCAUUGGUCUGCUCGAUAUGAUGCCUGCGCGUUAGAAAAAGAAUGGUCUGCAAUAAUUGAUGCACUGGAAUUUAUUGCUGAAAGCGAAGAUGAGAAACCGACAACACGGUCUGAAGCUACGGGAUUGCAGCGAAAGUUGCAGCAUUUAGAAACAGCAAUUCUAGUCAUCGUUUGGAAUGUAAUUUUAGAUCGAUUUAAUGCUGCUAGUAAGAAGAUUCAAGAAUCUCAAGCUGAUUUAUCAUCUGUUGUGCAGAUAUAUAGUUCUCUGGCUCUAUUUCUUCAGGACAUGAGAGACAGAUAA
Molecule: messenger RNA, 1815 nt
Organism: Cotesia glomerata
Lineage: Eukaryota; Metazoa; Arthropoda; Insecta; Hymenoptera; Braconidae
Product: zinc finger MYM-type protein 1-like
Exons: 2
Coding region: 1-1815 (604 amino acids)
Source: RefSeq, a predicted model, not a curated record